Arabidopsis arenosa is the source of this 3442-nucleotide messenger RNA. The record is from the annotation of a GenBank genome assembly. NCBI's taxonomy places the organism in Eukaryota, Viridiplantae, Streptophyta, Magnoliopsida, Brassicales, Brassicaceae.
GGCUUCGUCGUCUCUAAUCUCUUUCUCUUUCUCCGUCGCCACCAUGUUUGAGUACCGGUGCAGCUCCAUCGAUUGGAAGCCAUCUCCGGUGGUGGCUCUUGCUACCAGCUCCGACGGCUCUCAGGUUGCCGCAGCUCGGGAGGAUGGUUCUCUUGAGCUCUGGCUCGUCUCUCCCGGUGCUUCCUCUUGGCACUGUCAACUCAUCAUUCAUGGAGAUCCAAAAUCGAGAAUCUCGCACCUUGCGUGGUUUGGUACUGGUUCUAAAGGUUCGUCUUCUGCUAGAUUGUUUUCUUCGAGCAUCGAUGGCACAAUUUCAGAGUGGGAUCUUUUCGACUUGAAGCAAAAGGUCGUUCUAGAGUCACUUGGAGUAUCAAUCUGGCAAAUAGCUCUGGCGCCUCUUUCCAUUGAAGCAGAAGGUAAAGAAGCUACACUGAUUCAGAAUGGAUACUUGAGUGAGAAAUCAGAUGACGAGGAAGAAAGUGGAGUUGAAGAUGAUUCAGAGUUGGACGAGCUUGAUGAGAGAGUAGAGGCCUUGGAUAGGCAUCUUGCAGCUGCUUGUGAUGAUGGCUGCGUGAGGAUAUAUUAUAUCUCUGAAUCAGACAAGUUAACUUACUAUAGAUCGUUACCUAGGGUCAGUGGUCGUGCUUUAAGUGUGACGUGGAGUUCGGACGCACAGAGAAUCUUUUCGGGUAGUAGCGAUGGGCUGAUAAGAUGCUGGGAUGCUAAUCUAUGCCAUGAGGUAUAUAGAAUCACAGUUGGACUUGGAGGACUGGGAAAUGGGUCUGAGCUCUGUAUCUGGUCACUUCUUUCGUUGAGAUGUGGAGUUCUUGUCAGUGGAGAUAGUACAGGAAGUGUCCAGUUUUGGGAUAGCCAGCAUGGAACCCUUUUGCAGGCGCAUUCUAAUCACAAGGGUGAUGUCAAUGCUCUUGCAGCAGCCCCAAGUCAUAACCGGGUGUUUUCUGCAGGCGCUGAUGGACAGGUUAUUCUAUAUAAGCUCUCUGGUGGUACAUUUAAAUCACAAGAUUUUAAACCUUCUUCCGCUCAGAAGUGGGAUUAUAUUGGUUGUGUAAGGGCUCAUACACAUGACAUCAGGGCUCUAACUGUUGCAGUGCCAAUAAGUUGGGAAGGUUCCCUUCCAGACAGUAAUGCAAAAGUAACAAGUCCUAAACAGCGCAGGAAGGAAAAGCCGGUUGGUUUCAGUUACCAUAAAUGGGCACAUUUGGGGGUUCCGAUGCUCAUUUCAGCUGGUGAUGAUGCAAAGCUUUAUGCAUACUCGGUUCAAGAGUUUACUAAGUUCCCUCCACAUGAUAUAUGUCCCGCGCCUCAGAGAGUGCCCAUGCAGAUGGUACAUAAUACAGUGUUCAAUCAGACUUCUCUUCUCUUGGUUCAGGAUUCUUGUUCUUUAGAUAUUCGUCGUAUUCACAUAAGCAAUGAUUCCAGUGGGCGAGUCUCCACCAAGCCAUUGGUUCGCGUUAAAAGUAAAGAUGCCCGGAAGAUCAUAUGCAGUGCAAUUUCUAACACAGGAUCACUUUUUGCUUAUUCUGAUCAAGUUCGCCCAAGUCUGUUUGAGUUGAAGAAAAAUGAACUUGGAAAGAAUCCAUGGAGUGCUAAUAGAAAGCGACUUCCCAAUCUUCCGUUUGCCCAUUCCAUGGUUUUCAGCUGUGACUGCGCUCGGCUGAUAAUUGCUGGACAUGAUAGAAGGAUAUAUAUUGUUGACGUUGGUAGUAUGGAGCUAUUACAUUCUUUUACUCCACGCCAGGAGGGGCAGGAAGGCGAAUCUCCUCCUCGCGAGCCUCCAAUUACAAAACUGUAUACUAGCUCAAAUGAUGAUUGGUUAGCUGCUAUCAAUUGCUUUGGGGACAUAUAUGUGUUCAACCUGGAAACGCAGAGGCAGCACUGGUUCAUAUCAAGGCUGGAUGGUGCAUCUGUUGCAGCCGCUGGUUUUCAUCCGAGGGACAACAAUGUGCUUGUGAUCUCGACCUCUUCAAACCAGGUCUUUGCAUUGGACGUGGAGGCUAGAGAGUUGAGCAAGUGGUCAUUGUUGCACACUUUUUGUUUGCCAACGAGCUACCAAAAUUUUCCUGGUGAGGUCGUAGGACUCUCAUUCUCUCCGUCACCAAGUUCAUCAUCUGUAAUCAUUUACAGCUCCAGAGCUAAGUGUUUGAUUGAGUUUGGGAAGCCCGCGGAACAAGACGAGGAAGCGGAUUCGCCAUGCAAUCUGUCUGAAAAGCUAGAAGGUAAACUUGCAAGCAUUGGUAUGAAAUUGGGGAAUGGUGCUCAAAAACGUAGACCCAUUGCUCCUAAGCCCGGGACGCCUCGAGUUAAUGACGAUGACCCUUCUUCCUCUAUGUCUCACAAGAUCAGCCAAUCUCCUUACCUUCGUAACCUCUGGCCUCAGCUUCAAGCGCGGCCUACAAGAACCCGCAAGCGAGGCCGAGGCGGGAUGGGUCCCUCUUCUCUUACUAUGAAGAGACCAAAGUCGUUAUGCGGUUCUUCUCCCACUUCUACUAAUUCUACACAACGUGUUCUUGGACCUAUUAAAACACUGUCGUUUCAGGCUUUCACUCAUCAUGGGUUACCUAACCUAGCUCAAGUUGGCUACGCUUUGGACAAUGGUGGCUCUUCGGCUUUGGUGACUUUGCCUCUUCUUCAAUGCUCUCCUCCUUCCUCCAAAUGCAUGGAGCCAGACAUCAAAGGAAAAGGUGUCAUUGAUCUUAACAAGACCGCGGAAGUGAUACAAGAGAGAGAUUUCUUGACGCAACUACAAGGACCCAUCACCACACCCACAACCGCAACCACAAGCAGAGUCAUAUCACCGCAGGCCAUAAGACCGGUUUGCUCAAAAAUCAACGUAGCCUACAUAAACCCACUAACCAACCCAUCUCCACCAUCUCAAACCAGCAAGAAAUCACCAAGAGAGGUCGAAGAGGAAGUCGAAUCCGAUGACUUGCCCUCUGUGAUCACCGAUUCCAACAACAGGGUCAGGCUCGUGAACUCCGCUUACAAGGAAAUGAUGGGGCAGCCCGAGUGCUCGUGGCUGGAUUCAAUGGUGAGAGGGAAGAGGAUCUGUGGGGAAGUGAUGAUCCAUUUUUGUGAAUCCAAAAUUCCAGUGAUGACUGAGAAUAAUGGGUUUUCUUGCUGGGUGAGGAUAGAUUGGGGAAGAGUCGGUAAGGAGGAGUACAUGCAUGCCUUUUGCGAUGUUACGAAACUUGCUUGCGAUUCCAAAGAUUAUGUCUUUACGUGGAGGUUUCACGCAACCACUGACCGCAGAGAGACUUGUCAGUCAAGCUGCAACGUUUAGAUUAGGUUUUGGAAUAUGUGUGUUACCCUUUCUAGUAGUUCUUUAGCGUAAUGAUAUAUCUAUAUAUAUAUUAUCUAUAGCAAAUAUGUAAAUGUCAGUUAGUCAUAAUUUCUGCUGUUGAAAUACAGUAUGAAUUAAGAA